GUACGAAAGUGACUCUCUCCUGAUAUUGCUCUGUGUUUCCCGGACAGGACUAACACGUCGAUAAGAAUAAACCUCCUUCCAUGGGCGAUGACAUCACCACAAGAUCCUCCGUUCCCACUGGGGAGUAACGCGUCAUAACUGAUGGCGCAGUCCUCAGCGCACAUAUAACGGAGUAAAAACAGCCUAUUCUUACAUCGUUAGUUCCACCUCGUGAACCAUAUACUCUUCUCUUUUUUGCGAUCACCAAGAUAAUGCCGACGCCAACCACUCAAACCCAGGACGCGCCCCCGACCGCGCCCGGCGGUGAGCCGUACCCCGAGCAGAAGCACGCGGGCGCUGUCGGUUAUGGACCGGAAUACCACAAGGGAGCAACCUUUGGGGACAAGAUGGAAGGUAUGAAGGAAGAGCUGAAGGGCAAGGUGACGAAGAACCCCGAUCGUGCCCAACAUGGACGCGAAAUGCGUACUGGCGUAUUGAAGGAGAAGCACGAGGAGGAUGAUGUGGACCCCUUCGCAUCUGCGCAGGACCAGCAGCAGCCGAGCACACCGGCCUCUGGUGCUGGCGGCGAUUCCGAGCAUCAGAGAGCAGCAGCGGUCGCGCCGGAGGACACCGCGAAGGGACAGAAGCAGGCUGCUGGCGAGCGGGUGCAGGACCAACGAGUGAUCGACGAAGCGUCCUGAUUAUGACAGGAGCACGCUUUAAUCCAAUACAUCGGCAUGCACACCUAUGUUACUUGAACACUGCCAAUAAUAUGUAUCAAUGAACCUCA
Molecule: messenger RNA, 769 nt
Organism: Punctularia strigosozonata HHB-11173 SS5
Lineage: Eukaryota; Fungi; Basidiomycota; Agaricomycetes; Corticiales; Punctulariaceae
Exons: 3
Coding region: 252-680 (142 amino acids)
Source: RefSeq, a predicted model, not a curated record